Molecule: messenger RNA, 1771 nt
Organism: Carlito syrichta (Philippine tarsier)
Lineage: Eukaryota; Metazoa; Chordata; Mammalia; Primates; Tarsiidae
Gene: SETDB1
Product: SET domain bifurcated 1
Exons: 12
Coding region: 191-1771 (526 amino acids)
Biological process (GO): negative regulation of gene expression; heterochromatin organization
Cellular component (GO): nucleus
Molecular function (GO): histone H3K9 methyltransferase activity
Source: RefSeq, a predicted model, not a curated record
GGCACUGGAGGUUUGCUUCCGGGCGUCUCUUUUGCUUCCCCUUCCCUCUCCCACGCUUGUUCCCCUCCCCCUUCUCCCUCUUGCCUUCGGUUUCGCUCUUUUCUUUCGGGGUCGACCCCUGAAUUGAGAGUCUGGGGUCUGGUUGGUGAAAAAGGGCCUUUACCGACGGAAGCAGGGAAAGGACAAAAGUAUGUCCUCCCUUCCCAGGUGCAUUGGUUUGGAUGCAGCAACAGCUGCAAUGGAGUCUGAAGAGAUUGCAGAGCUGCAACAGGCAGUGGUUGAUGAACUGGGUAUCUCUAUGGAGGAACUUCGGCAUUUCAUUGAUGAAGAACUGGAGAAGAUGGAAUGUGUACAACUGCGCAAGAAGCAGCUAGCAGAGUUGGAGACAUGGGUAAUACAGAAAGAAUCGGAGGUGGCUCAUGUUGACCAGCUUUUUGAUGAUGCAUCCAGGGCAGUGACUAAUUGUGAGUCUUUGGUGAAGGACUUUUACUCCAAGCUGGGACUACAGUACCGGGACAGUAGCUCUGAGGAUGAAGCUUCCCGGCCUACAGAAAUAAUUGAGAUUCCUGAUGAAGAUGAUGAUGUCCUCAGUAUUGAUUCAGGUGAUGCUGGGAACAGAACUCCCAAAGACCAGAAGCUCCGUGAAGCUAUGGCUGCCUUAAGAAAAUCAGCUCAAGAUGUCCAGAAGUUCAUGGAUGCUGUCAACAAGAAGAGUAGUUCCCAGGAUCUUCAUAAAGGAACUUUGAGUCAGAUGUCUGGAGAACUAAGCAAAGAUGGUGACCUGAUAGUCAGCAUGCGGAUUCUGGGCAAGAAGAGAACUAAGACAUGGCACAAAGGCACCCUUAUCGCCAUUCAGUCUGUUGGGCCAGGGAAGAAGUACAAGGUGAAAUUUGACAACAAAGGAAAGAGUCUGCUGUCGGGGAACCAUAUUGCCUAUGAUUACCACCCUCCAGCUGAAAAGCUGUAUGUGGGCAGUCGGGUGGUGGCCAAAUACAAAGAUGGAAAUCAGGUCUGGCUCUAUGCUGGCAUUGUAGCUGAGACACCGAACAACAAAAACAAGUUCAGGUUUCUCAUUUUCUUUGAUGAUGGUUAUGCUUCCUAUGUCACACAGUCUGAACUGUAUCCCAUUUGCCGACCAUUGAAAAAGACUUGGGAGGACGUAGAAGACAUCUCCUGCCGAGACUUCAUAGAAGAGUAUAUCACCGCCUACCCCAACCGCCCCAUGGUGCUGCUUAAGAAUGGCCAGCUUAUCAAGACCGAGUGGGAAGGCACCUGGUGGAAGUCCCGAGUUGAGGAAGUAGAUGGCAGCCUAGUCAGGAUCCUCUUCCUGGAUGACAAAAGAUGUGAAUGGAUCUAUCGAGGCUCUACACGGCUGGAGCCCAUGUUCAGCAUGAAGACAUCCUCAGCCUCUGCACUGGAAAAGAAGCAAGGAGGACAGCUGAGGACACGUCCAAAUAUGGGUGCUGUGAGGAGCAAAGGCCCUGUUGUCCAAUACACACAGGACCUGACCAGUACUGGAACCCAAUUCAAGCCAAUGGAGCCCCCACAGCCUACAGCUCCGCCUGCCCCACCUGCUCCACCUCUAUCCCCCCAAGCAGGUGACAGUGAAAGCUUGGAAAGCCAACUUGCCCAAUCACGGAAGCAGGUAGCUAAAAAGAGCACAUCUUUCCGACCAGGAUCUGUGGGCUCUGGUCAGUCCUCCCCUACAUCUCCUACACUCAGUGAAAGUGUCCCUGGUGGGAAACCUGCGGUCAACCAAACAUAUAGGUGA